UGUAAAUCAACAUGCUGAUGAAGAUCAGAAUCAAUCUGUAUGUACCACUAGUGUAAAUCAACAUGCUAAUGAAGAUCAGAAUGAAUCUGUAUGUACCACUAGUGUAAAUCAACAUGCUAACAAAGAUCAGAAUCAAUCUGUAUGUACCACUAGUGUAAAUCAACAUGCUGAUGAAGAUCAGAAUCAAUCUGUAUGUACCACUAGUGUAAAUCAACAUGCUAACAAAGAUCAGAAUCAAUCUGUAUGUACCACUAGUGUAAAUCAACAUGCUGAUGAAGAUCAGAAUCAAUCUGUAUGUACCACUAGUGUAAAUCAACAUGCUGAUGAAGAUCAGAAUCAAUCUGUAUAUACCACUAGUGUAAAUCAACAUGCUAAUGAAGAUCAGAAUCAAUCUGUAUGUACCACUAGUGUAAAUCAACAUGCUAAUGAAGAUCAGAAUCAAUCU
Molecule: messenger RNA, 445 nt
Organism: Lottia gigantea (owl limpet)
Lineage: Eukaryota; Metazoa; Mollusca; Gastropoda; Lottiidae
Exons: 1
Source: RefSeq, a predicted model, not a curated record